Neomonachus schauinslandi (Hawaiian monk seal) is the source of this 5488-nucleotide messenger RNA. RefSeq names its product chromosome 8 C6orf132 homolog (gene C8H6orf132). The transcript is spliced from 5 exons. Bases 165 to 3683 code for a protein of 1172 amino acids. The record is from RefSeq and is a predicted model, not a curated record. NCBI's taxonomy places the organism in Eukaryota, Metazoa, Chordata, Mammalia, Carnivora, Phocidae.
CGCCCGCAGCACCUGUCGCCGGUGCGCGCGGGCGGGGAGCCGGGCGGCGAGGGGGGCAUGGCCUGUUAGGGGCCUCUGGGGAGCCGGUGCCGAGUUGGGUCCGGGGCAGGGCAAGGCCGAGGGAGGGAAGGUCCUUCCCCGGGUGCCGCGCGGCCGGCGGCAGCAUGAAAAAGAACCAGACGGUGCAGGGCACGUUCAGCAAACUCUUCGGCAAGAAGCACGCCAACCCCCCCAGCACCUCCCUCUACGCCACCAACCCCCCCUGGAUCUUCACCCAGGAGGCCCCGGAAGAGGGGAGCCGGGACUUCGGUGGCAUCUAUUAUGGAGACCAUCGGUUUAACUCUGUGAGUGAGUCAGGAACAGCCACGCUGAAAGCUCGGCCAAGAGUCCGGCCCCUACUGACCUUCCUUCCGCUGAAUGCCCAGGAGAACCAUGGACUGGCUGUGCCCACCCCCUCUGUGCCAGGAGACUUUGUGGACAAAGAAGUGACAGGUACCAGCUCACUAGUCAACGGCAACCUCCGACUGUACAGCUCUGUGGGUGACCUGAGGCCUAGGCACUAUGGGCAGGACCUACUCAUCCCUCCACCACCCCCAGGCCCAGCCCCGGGGCCACCCCUGGACACUUCACAACCUCGAGAGGAGUCCCCACCGCCUCCACCUUCCAUGGCACCCCCACCGCCUCCCCUGCUGCUGGAACCCCCAUCCCCACCCAGCACGGCCCCACCUCCGCCCCCAGUACUGGGGGCUCCAGCCCCUGUCUCCACCCGUUCCUCCCCAUCGACGCCCACCCCUCCUGACUUCAUUCCUCCUGCCCCACCCUUGGCCUCUCUAGCCCCACCCCCACCCCCUCUGCCAGCCCCAGCACUCCCAGCAUCUCCUCAGACAACAGGGACUCGCCUCUUUCCCCCUGGGGGUGUCACCAAGUGGAAAUCGGAAGUAGCACUGAAUAGCAGGCAGCCAGAGACCCCCAGAGCCAGCCCCCCCCAGAGCCCAGCUGAGCCAAAGGGGAGUCUUCUGGGACCUAAGCCAGACCCCCACCUCACUUUCCCGCGCUCAUUCAAGGUGCCUCCCCCGACCCCAGUCAGGACUUCAUCCAUCCCAGCUCAGGAAGCACAGGGGACUCCUCUAGAGGAAGAAGGGGCCACCAAGAAAGCUCCCAAUCUACUCCCACUGCCUCCCAGCUUCCACAUCCGCCCUGCGUCCCAGGUCUACCCGGACAGGGCCCCUGAGCCAGACCACCCAGGGGAGCUCAGGGCUGCAGCACCAGCCAGGCCCACGCUGGGCAAGUCCCAGUCCUGGACUAAGGAACAUGCUGAGACGCCACCGCCAGCCCCUCCCCUGGCCCCUCCCGCACCCCCGCAACCCCCCCCCGCACCGCCCCUCCCCCCAGCUGCCCCUCCUUUACCUUCUGCUGAGAAGGUAGCUCCUCCACCUUCUGGGUUUGCAAAACGCCGCAAAUCCAGCUCCCCUGCUCCCAAACCCAAACCGACCCCCCCCAGCCCAGAGGACACAGCCUCUUCAGCGCCUGUGGACUGGAGGGAUCCCAGCCAGAUGGAAAAGCUGCGGAGUGAGCUGGCAGCCUAUCUCUGUGGCUCCAGGAGGGAGGACCGAUUCCUCAGUCACAGGGCAGGCUCAACGGCGGCCUCUGAGGAAAAGGAGGGCAAGAAGGACCCCAGCCUGCCAGAGGAAGAGGCUCCUCCAAGCCUGCCAGAGCAGGAGACCCUUCCAAGCAUUCCUGAGAAGAGUUCCUGCAGCCUGCCCGACAAGGGGGCUGCCACCAGCCUGACCCUCCCUCCUGUGGACUACCUCCCCCAAGAUGCCCCAACUCCCAGUGUCCAGCAGAUCCGCAGUGAGCUGGAGGCCCGGUUCUCCUCGUCAGCAGAGAAGGAAGCCAAGCCCAGCGUAGGGUUUCUGCCUCCCAAACCUCGGCUAGAAGGGGGAAGAAUCUUUGAAAACAGGGGGGAUAAUGGCAACUUCUCUAAGCCUGUGGCCAAGAAUCUGCCCCCUCUAUCCACCACCCCUCUGCCAACCACACCACUUCAGUCCAAGGCCGUGCCUGGGCCAGCCACACCACCCAAGGCCACUCCUGGGCCAGCCCUACCACCCAAGGCCACACCGGGGCCAGCCCUACCACCCAAGCCCACGCCUGGGCCAGCCACACCACCUAAUGCUGUGCCCGGGCCCGCCAUACCAUCUGCAGCCAUAACUGCGCCCACCACAUCAUCCCCGCUGAUAGAGAAGAACCCAGUCCCAGCUGGGCAGUGGGAGAAGCCCAAACCUCAAGAACUUACAGUGCCCCGCCAGAUAGAGGCAGAAGGGCGCCCCACAGAGCCCAGUAAGCCGCCUACCCUGGGAUCCGUCUCAGCUCCAGCCCUCCCACCAAAGAGAUCUCCUGGCGGAGAAGAGGUGACAUUUCUCUACACGCUCUGUCGCAGCCAGAAAAGCCCCAGCCAAGAGGUUGCUGCUGGGACGGCACCGCGGGCCACAGGUUCAGCCGCAGGGUCAAGGGAACCUGCGGAGGUGAAGGAGCCCCAGGCGCAGCCAGCCAAGCCCCCCACCUCAGCCCAGCCUGCCGAUGAACUCCUCAGGCAUCCGGUGACUGGGGAGGUGGUGCAGCCAGGCUCUCCGAUGGCCCUGCUCCUUGCAGCCAGGCAGAGGGCCCAGAAGGGAAGGCCAGGAGGGCUGGCCCUGGGCGGGUCCUCCCUGCCAGGGAGCCUCUGUGGCCACAGCAGCCAGCCCCAAGCAGGCUCUGACAGCAUCUUCCACAAUGAGGGCCGGCCCAACUCCUUCACUGUGGUCCCCAAGUUACCCAAGGAGGCUGAGAAGGACGCCCAGCUGGCCUCGUCGGCACAGCCCACCAUACCCAGUCAGUGGAAGCCCCAGCCCCUCGGAGACCGGGAGGGCACAGAGCCAAGCCUCAGGCACAACGGGACAAAGGCGGAGCCUCAGGCCCCUGUGGCCUGGGAAAGGCCGGCAUCCUCCAACCUCCCCCGGGGCCGCCUGUUGCCCAAAUCCUUCUCGUCCCCUCCUUCUCCUUCCUGCAAGAGGGACGACGACGACGACGACGACGACGACGAGGGGGGGUUCCACUUUGAGGUCAUCCCGCCGCCGCCAGAGUUCAGCAACGACCCUGAGCCCCCCGCCCCGACGCUCCAGUAUCUGGGGCGCCGGGGAUCCCCUCCCCGGAACAACUUCCCAGACUUGGGGCAGCCCUCAGCGCCUCGUGGCUUCUCGCGCUUUCCGGCCGGCGCGCUCCACGCCAGGGCCGGGGGCCUGGAGCACUUCUCGGGCGGGGGCCGCUCGCUCAUCAAGAAGCGCCUGUACGUCGGGGAGCCCCACCGCAGCCCCGGGCAGGCCCGCGGCGGCACCGGCCACAGCCUGAGUUCCCCCAACUGCUUUGGGCCGCCGCCGGGAGGCCCGGAAAUGCGGCGCGUCAACUCGGCGGGCCGCGCGCUCCCCGGAGGCCUGCACGCGCGGAGGCUGCCCAUGGAGGGCGCCGCCCGCGGGGAGGCCAAGUUCAAGGCGCCCGGCGGCGACUAUGGCUUCGCCCCCGCGGCCGGCAGGUCUCCCCACAGCACCCCCCACUAUGGAAGCCCCAUCAACACAUUCACCGUGAGGCCUGGGACCCGCCAUCCCAUCUCCUAUGCCUACUCGGGGAACCACCGGAAAGCCCCGUCCUGAACCCCGGGUGCUCUCAGUUCUACUCCAAGGGGUCAGAUCUGGACACUUGUUUUUGUGGGGGUGGGAGGGAUGCGGCAGGUGUUAGGCGUCCUGACUUAAACAUGGAAGAGUCUUUGUUACCCAAACACAGACAGAUGACGAGUGAGAAGUGGUGGAAAGAUUAAGAGUGGGCUUCUGUUUCCCAAAGCACUGGGGUGGCUGUGGACAAGGGGAGGGGGAAAUAGGGAGGAGAGGAGGAGCCUUUAAGGGCCUGGAGCCUGAGUUUCCCCUAGCUGGUACUGUUUGCUUUAGCAAGACUUACUUAAAGCAGUUUUACAAGCAUGGCCUGAGCAGGUUCUAAAAGCAAGGGGCGGGGUGCUACCUCUGAGUCCAUCUCCAUGGCUAUGAUCGGCUGUCUGGUGCUCCCAAAGGCCUGAGGCCCAGCUCCAUCUGGGUAGGGGUGCAGGGAACUAGAGGUUGAUCUCUUUAGCCUCCACCAAUCCACCAUUUGCCAACCUAAGAGCUGAUUCCUGGGGUACCUAGCAUAGAAGGCACAUUGAGGUGGGACCAGGACAUAGGCAUGGACAACGUGUGGAGAAGGUGCUGGAACAGAGUUCUUUGCAUCGGCCAAAGGUGGGGAUAGGGAGGGUCGAUGGUUCAGUUGCCCUGGCCCUGGCCCUUAGCUACCUCAGCUGCCGGGAAGCCUAGGGAGAGAAGACUUGGCAAGUACGGGAUGGGAGACAGAGGAUAAAGUCAUGUUUUCCUACUCAGACCCAGGCAGCCAUGAUUUGGGAGAUUGGGCCCAAGGAGCCAGAAGGCCUGGGGGUUUGACACCAAAGGCCUAAUACAGCCAGAACCCAUUUGGGAUUUGGUGGGGGCAUCCGACCCAACCACCCUUCCCAAUCCCAACACUAUAGGUCCCCAGUAUUAUGGAGGCUUUAAAAUGCAUAGUGAAGAUGCUAGAAGACGCAGAGUGGGAGGUAGCAGAGAUGGGCACUGGGAUCUGAGAGGUGUUUGCUGCGUUUUGGAAGGUCUAGAGUGGUAGGACUGGGCCAGUUCCGAGCAGGGGAGACCUAUCAGUAGGGCCCUUUGCCUGCGCAAUGUGGGUUUAUGCCUGUUGGCCAGUGAAUUAGACCCCCAUCCACUUCCAAAAGAAGUUCUGAUUUGGAUGACAUAUGUUCCCCACACAUAUCAGGAAACAGUAUUCCUCGGUCUGUCUUCCCCGUCCCCUCCCCAGGCCGGAUUCCUGGGACCAGGCCAAGGCAGGCUGCCUCGGUAGGAGGAAGGGCAGGGGGUGGCCCACCGCAGGAGCAGGCCUGCAGGGGCAGCCAGAAAGCAGGGCCCUUUGGGGGCAAGAUGUUGGACCUUUAUGACUUGAGGUAACCAGCCAGGUGCCAGGUUGUGGGGCCGGCAGGUGAGCCCCUUCAGGGAAGGAGAGUGCCGGCACCCUGAUGGGGCAGGAUCUGGUUACCUGUGUUCAAGAAGCAAACCCCACCCAACACCAGCACUGGCCCUAUAUAUAUGUAUGUAUUUUCCCUGUACAAUGUUUUAUAAAAGACUUCACUAAUUUAUCUGCUGUGUCAGGUUUGAAGAGUGGGGCAUGGGCUCCCAGCUGUAUAUUGCUCUGGAGGGAGGGGAAGGGCUGGCUGUCACUUGGCUUGGGAAAUAAACAGGCCAGUUUGGGCUGGCCUCAGCUCUGUGGCUGUGGGUUGAUGACUCGAAGCUACUUCAGUGUGAUGAGAGGUUGGAAGAACUCAGCUGGGGAAGGCUGAGCACGGGGUGGCGGCUGAACCGGGGAGCCAUUUUGCUGGGCCCACACUUUCUCU